Ilyonectria robusta is the source of this 2925-nucleotide messenger RNA. Its product is annotated as fungal-specific transcription factor domain-containing protein. The record is from RefSeq and is a predicted model, not a curated record. The coding region runs from base 1 to 2925 and encodes 974 amino acids. Gene Ontology annotation, biological process: DNA-templated transcription; positive regulation of transcription by RNA polymerase II. Gene Ontology annotation, molecular function: zinc ion binding; sequence-specific DNA binding; DNA-binding transcription factor activity, RNA polymerase II-specific. Lineage: Eukaryota; Fungi; Ascomycota; Sordariomycetes; Hypocreales; Nectriaceae. The transcript has 4 exons.
AUGCCUGCGCGUGGCCCUCCGUCCCCGGCCACGCAACCCGCCAAGCGACAGAGACAGUCCUCCUUUGACGAUGGCUCACCGCGCAACGGCCAGACGAGUCCCAACGACCAGCAUCCCGACGGCGCCUCCUCCACAGCUGCGUCGAUAGCUGCUUCCAAGGCGGGGCAGAGUAGCAAUUUUCGCAACGUCAGCGCCUGCAAUCGCUGCCGCCUGCGCAAGAACCGAUGCGACCAGAAGCUUCCCAGCUGCGCCAGUUGCGCCAAGGCCGGCGUCGCCUGUGUUGGCUAUGACCCUAUCACUAAAAAAGAAAUCCCACGCAGUUAUGUCUUCUAUCUCGAAACCCGAGUUGAGCAGCUCGAGAACCUGCUAUCCUCCAACAACAUCCCUUUCCCACCCGCCGAGAAUCUCGAAAUAUGCUCUCGCCCAGGAACCGACACCGCUAGUAUAAACUCCACCGCUGACACGGGUUACUCGGGCCAGUCUGAGGUUGGCGAUCGGGGUAUGAUGAGGCCCCAGAGCCAGGCGGUCGAAUCGCUCAAACCAAAGAAACCAGGCCAGGGCCCCGGCUUCCUCAAUAUUGUCAGCCCUUCGAAGCCGCGAUCGCUGGCAUCAGCCUCUGGCGUGUCCUUUGCUCGAGUUGUCUUCGCUGCUGUACAGUACUCCGUCUCGGGUCAGACGGGUGCGACUGAUCGUCCAGGCUCACGCCAACCCGCCGGAAAUGGAACGUCCCUUCGCGAUUCCUUCUUUGGCCUCCAUACGCGCCCGACCAUUAAGCCGGCGACCUUCCCGGACAAGGAGGUUGGCUUAAGGUUGGUGAGGCUCUAUUUUGAGCAUUCCAACCCCCAGAUCCCGAUUCUGCACCGAGGCGAGUUUAUGCAGACUUUUGAGCGGGUCUAUGCAACCCAAGAUCCGGCCCGAGGGUCGCGGGAGCUCUAUUUGCUCAAUAUGGUCUUCGCUAUCGGUUGCGGUGUUAUUGUUGGCGAGCCGGUCAAGACGGAAUCUUCGGGUGAUUCGUCGUCUAUGAGCAUCGAUCAAGUGCGAAACCACAGUGCCCCAGAGGAGUAUCAUGCAAGCGCCAUUGUUCACCUGGAGUCGUGUUUGAGCAACAGCGGUGGAGGACUAGAGGUGUUGCAAGCGGUUCUCUUGCUUGCCAACUUCGCCUUGCUUCGCCCUGUGCCGCCUGGUCUAUGGUACAUCAUUGGAGUUGCUGUGCGUUUAGCGGUCGACCUGGGAUUGCAUUAUGAGGACGAGAGAGACAUGGACAGUGCGAUACCCGAUGCUUCCGAAGCUGAUGGGCCCGAAGCAGCUGGAUCGCGAGAGAACGGUAUGCAUAGUCGCGGACGACGGUUGUGGAUUCGCGACAUGAGACGACGCCUCUGGUGGUGCACGUACUCGUUAGAUCGCUUGGUGAGCACAUGUGUUGGCCGGCCGUUCGGUAUUAGCGAUCAGGUCAUCACAACCGAGUUCCCCUCGUCGUUGGACGACGAGUACAUCACGCCGACGGGGUUCCUGGAUCCACCUACGGACCAGGUUCAGCCAAGCUACAAGCAUGUCGCGCACCAUUACUUCCGCCUGCGGCUGCUGCAGUCGGAAAUCCUUCAGGUGUUGCAGUACAACCAGACGCAGAUUGUCAAGGCCGGGAUACAGAGCAAGGGCACGCACAUCCAUCUUCCCUCCCCGUUUCUUGUCCAGUUCGAUUCCUUCAGGUCUUGGCGCAUCGACAUUGAUAGGCGCCUGUACCAAUGGAAGACAUCUGCGCCGACGAGGCUGGAGACUGGUGUCAUGUUUUCGACCGAGUUCCUGGAGCUCAACUAUUGGCAGGCCAUCAUCAUGCUAUACCGCCAAAGCCUCAGCGUGCCUGCCAUGUUCGAAGGGGAAUACAACACUUCGACCGAAGUCAACAGUCCGACGGCCUUCCAGGCUGAACUGCGGGAAGACGAGGACCGGAUAUAUCUCAAGGUUGCUGAAGCCGGCCAGAAGAUUCUUCGACUAUACCGACAGCUUCAUCUCAGCGGCCUCGUCAGCUACACCUACCUCUCUACCCACCACCUGUUCAUGGCGGGCAUUUCGUACCUCUAUGCCAUCUGGCACUCACCCAUUGUGCGAAGUCGUUUGACGAUGGAUGAGGUGGACUUUACCAUCCUAGCAGCUAAAUCUGUACUGAGCGACAUGAUGGAUAAGUGUCCACCUGCGGAAACGUGCCGAGAUGCCUUCGAUCGAACGGCAAAGGCCACCAUCAAGAUGGCCAGCUCCACCGGCGGGUUUGGCGUGCCCACAAAUCAGUCACGACGAUCGCGUCGUGAGCAAUCAGCCUGGAAUACAACUCCCGACUCAUCCAAGGGCUCAACGCAGACGCGUCACCGACACCACAGCUCUGAUCAUGCAUCGUACCAGUUCGAUCUGGCGCUUUCGGACUCGCUUUCAUCGCCGACCCUGUCUGUUACCGGCGAUGUAACCGCUCAGCCCUCACCUCCUCUUCCAAGGACCGCAGACGGAUACAUGAUGAAGCCGAGAAGCCGCGGGGGUCCUAGUCCGUCCGAUAUGGGUGUCAAGCAAGAUGGAUCCCCUGUCGACUCCUCCGUGGUCCCGUCGCCGCCUGUGUCACGCCGGGUGACGUCGCAGCCAUCGACGACCGGCAGCUCGUACGCCGGUCAGCAGCAACAACAGUUCAGCGGGCCGGGCUCGGUAGAUUACCCAGACGCGCAGACAAUGGAAUUCCUCCAGAACCUCGGUGCCACGUCCAACGGGGAGUUCGGGAACCUCGACCAAUCCCAGGUGGAUCUCGGGUUCGGCAUGAACUGGGAGGGGCUUCAUCACGACUUCAGUGACGGGCAACAGAUGAACCCCUUUGACACAUUCUUCUUCGGAGGCCAGCAGGGCAGCAACGGCUCUGGGCCAAACAACGACGGAGGUAUGGGCUUGUAA